GCUGAACUAUCAUGGGCACAUAACUCUCGAUCCAUGACCGGCAUCGGCAGAAAUUUUCAAGAUCGCAUUAAAAAAAUAUAUUAAUAUUACGAAAAAUAAGAACUUUAAGGAUGGCGACUUCUUCGGGUGCGCCAUCAACUAGUGGUAGUAGCAACUCUUCAACACAGGAAUAUACUGUACGAAUUCCAAAAGAUAAACUGAAGAAUUUUAGUAUGAUGAAAUUUGGAACUAGUGGUGAUUUAGAUUUUGCCAAAUUAGGAAGUAGUUCAGUUUCAAUUGCUAGAGAAAAUAAUCUAAGAGAAUUUAAAACAGCUAAUGAUAUUGAUAUGUUGCCUAAAUUUGGGGCUGGAAGUGAAUUUGGAAGAGAGCAAAAGGAAGAGGCAAGAAGGAAAAAAUAUGGACGUAUGGCAAGGAAGUAUAAUCCUGACGACCAACCUUGGAUGAUGAAAAUUGGAUCAGAUAAAAAGGCAAAACGAUAUAAAGGAGUAAGAGAAGGUACCAUUACAGAAAAUACAUCAUAUUAUAUAUUUACUCAAUGUGCUGAUGGUGCAUUUGAAGCCUAUCCUGUGGAUGAAUGGUACAACUUUACACCAGUCAUAAGAUAUAAAUAUCUUAAUUCAGAGGAAGCAGAGGAACAUUUUAACAGGAGAGAUAAAACAUUGAAUUAUUUUAAUAUUAUGGUGAAGAAACGUAUGAAGGUAGACGAUGGUACAGAAGAACAAGAGGAAGAAAAAACUACUGAUAAAAAAAAGAAAAAAAAGAAAGAUUUUAUGUUAACAGAUCAUGAUGAUUAUAAAGAACGUUCAGAAGAUGAAGAAGGAGAUGAUGAAGAUGAUGAAGAAGAAGGAGAAAAUGGAGAAAAGAAAGCUAAAGCUAAGACAGGAAAGAAAAAGAAAGGUCCUGCGAAAAGAAAGAAAAAUGCUAAGAUAAAUUCUGAUGAUGAAGCUGUAGAGGAGAGUGAUGAGGGUGAUUAUGAUGAUAGAGAAGUUGAUUAUAUGUCAGAUACUAGUAGUAAUAUGUCUGAGAUAGAAGAGGUAGAUAAAGAGAAAGACACAAAAGAUGAAGAAAAGGGCGUUGCGGAAGAAGAUGGCCUUCGAGUAUUGAUAGAUUCAGAAGCUGAAGAAGAAGAAGAAGAAACAGAACAGAAGGACGAAAAUACACAAGAUCUAGAAAAAGCUCUAAAAGGAAAAAAAGAUGAUGAAAGUGAAAGUAGUAGUUCUAGUUCGGCAAGUGAUUCUGAUAUAGAAAAAGAUGAAUCUAUUAGCUCAGCAUUAUUUAUGACUAAAAGUUCAGAUAAAAAGAAAUCUGACAAUCGUCCAGCCACACCUAAUAAUGAUGAAAGAGGUACAAAGAGAAAAUUGGAUCCUGAAUCAGCAUCUGGUAAGAAAGCUAGAACAAACAGUCCAGUACCUACUACGUCAUCAUCUGCUACAUCUUCCUCAUCAAAUACAGCUUCUAGCAGCAGUGAAGGAAUAACAGAGGAAGCCAUUAGAAGAUAUUUAAUGCGUAAACCAAUGACAACAAAAGAUUUAUUAACAAAGUUCCGUUCCAAAAAACUGAAUAUGAACAGUGAACAAAUGACUCACACAGUAGCUCAGUUACUAAAGAAAAUAAACCCUGAAAAAAGAACAGUUAAUAAAGUGUUAUAUUUAUCACUGAAAAAGACAGAUUGAUUCGAUGGUGAUUAGGAAUGUAAAUAUUUGUUUUAUAUUAUCAAAAAAAAAAUAAAUAAAGAGCUGUUGUGUAUGGAAGAGAUAUAAGUCUUCAAAUUAAGGAAACGGUGGCAAAAAAAGACGAAUGAAGUACCUGUCUAUAAAUAGAUCCAUAAUUCUCAAGACUAAUUGGCUUAAUAAAGCCUUAAUGUGGGAGAUAGUCAGUGAUCAUUUAUGGGAUACAAUAACUAGAAUACAUUUUCUAUGAGGAACAUCUCCAGCUUAGGCUCAGCAGAGAUCAGGGCCCUUAUUCACGAAAACUUAAACUAAGAUACAAUCGAAAUUUUAAGAUAUACUGCAAUUCGAUUGGUUGACCAGUAAAAUCAAUUUGCAUAUAUCCAAUUUGCAUAUUGGUCAGUCAAUCGAAUUGCAGUAUUUCUUAAAAUUUCGAUUGUAUCUUAGUUUAAGUUUUGUUGAAUAAGGGCCCAGGAAUUUGAUUAGUCGAGAUUUAAGGACACAAUAACUCUGCUUCUAUUUGAUGCAGAUUCUUCAAAUUUGGUGUGGAAUAGUUGAUGGUCAAUAAUCAUUUUCCUUAAGUGGUGGACACACUAGCCGACUGAUUCGGCCGAAUCAAUCGGUGUCGAAAUUCGCCAAGUGUGUCCACUGUCAUUCGGCUAAAUGAUUCGCCCAAAUCAAACAAGUUUGAUUUAUUUUCCUCACAUGUCCACUUUGCCGAUGCAUUCGCCCGUUUGUAGAAUUCAUUAGCCAAUCACCACUCAUCAUCCAAUCAUAUCGAGAAGUCAUAUGAUUGUUUGAAGACAUGGUCGUCGCUAUGUUUAAUCAUGUGAUGUGAAAGGUGAUGCAAACGUCUGGUGAAAGGAUACGCUUAGUGUGUCCACCCAUUUGGCAAAAUAAAUUGGCGCCAAAUUUUAUUCGGCUGAAUGUGUGGACACACUAGGCGAAUGAUUUGGCUAAUGUGCCUUCCGCUUUAUUUGAAAAAAGAAAUUAAAAACAAUCUAAAAAUGAAAACAAAAAUGUUAUGUUCGUGUGUAGAAAUGAAAGAUUGUUUAUAGAUAGAAAUGAAAGAUUGUUUAUAGAUAGAAAUGAAAUGAUGUUCAUAGAAAUAUUGUUAAUGUGUCGGCUAACUAUCUUAGAGAAAAAAAUGGUGGUAUAAAAUCGACGAAAAUUUAAUAAGUUUGAUAAUGACUACUUUAUAUUAUGUAAAUAAACUGAAAAUCUUUUGUCUCUUUGUCUGGAAUAUCAUGCCUUGAAAUCUAAAAUCAGUUCUAGAGGUGAGCUGUAUGAAGAGUGACUGUAGAUAGAUUAUUAAAGAUUUUACUAUUACAAUGUUUAACACAAGGAAACAAAAAAUCAAAAUAGAAUUUUAAUUCAUAGUAUGAUCUGUCCUGAUGAUGAUGUGGUUUGAUAUUUAAUCAAAAAAAAGAAACUUUUUAAGCUAUGGUGGUUGGAGAUAUUUUUCUUGUUCUUUGUUACCCUGUAAAAUUAAUUUUCUUCUAUACUUUACAUUCUUGUUUCCACUAAAAACAAACUGGUUAAAAGACUGUCUGUCUUAAUGCAAAUAAACUAUAAACAUACUUAUGGAAAACAGCUACUGAUUUAUUUAGGCGACGUGUCAAAGAGUAUACACUUAACGUUUUCAAGCUAAAACGUUGAGAGAAUACUCUUCGAAACGUGGCCUAAAUAAAUCAGUAGCUGUUUUCCAUAAGUAUGUUUAUAGUUUAUUUAUCUGCCCAGUUACUAAAUGCCACUGAAAGACUGUCUUAAUGCAAGUUAAUCACAGGCUCAGCAUCUAACUUCUAUAUCCAGUGUGUAGAACCAUGGUGGCUCAGUGAGAAAGGCAUUGUUUGGCUAACCUGGAGGUCCCAGGUUCGAUCUCAGUAUUGACGAGAAAGUUUCUUACAGUCUUCUGGCCUGGUUUCCCCAUUUCAGGACAGAGGACCUGGCAAAAUGGUAAAUCAAAACCCAUUAUAUAUUCAUAGCUAGUUAACAAAUUGUCCAAAUGUGAAAAUAUUUAUCAUGAGACUAUUUAAGAAAUUAUUUGUGUGGCUGUUUGCAAGAUGUGUGUACACAGACACACAUGAAGAGAGAACUCACUAUGUAUAUUGUACAAAUAACUUAUUUCUUUUUCAUUUGUAGAUUUUGAACAUACCUCAUGUAAUUGUACAAUAAUCUAUUGAUAUAAAUUGAAUAGUAUUUGUACAAUAAUCUAUUGAUAUAAAUUGAAUAGUAUUUGUACAAUAAUCUAUUGAUAUAAAUUGAAUAGAUGUCACUUUGUAAAAUAUAAAAAUAAAAAAAAACCUGUUCAAUAUU
This is a messenger RNA of Patella vulgata (common limpet), 3983 nucleotides long. RefSeq names its product general transcription factor IIF subunit 1. Gene Ontology annotation, molecular function: TFIIF-class transcription factor complex binding; RNA polymerase II general transcription initiation factor activity; DNA binding. Gene Ontology annotation, biological process: transcription initiation at RNA polymerase II promoter; positive regulation of transcription elongation by RNA polymerase II. The transcript has 13 exons. The coding region runs from base 111 to 1673 and encodes 520 amino acids. NCBI's taxonomy places the organism in Eukaryota, Metazoa, Mollusca, Gastropoda, Patellidae. The record is from RefSeq and is a predicted model, not a curated record. Gene Ontology annotation, cellular component: transcription factor TFIIF complex; nucleus.